Messenger RNA from Penicillium paradoxum, 207 nucleotides. RefSeq lists its product as uncharacterized. The record is from RefSeq and is a predicted model, not a curated record. Lineage: Eukaryota; Fungi; Ascomycota; Eurotiomycetes; Eurotiales; Aspergillaceae. Bases 1 to 207 code for a protein of 68 amino acids. The transcript is spliced from 2 exons.
AUGUUCAACUUCAACUUCUUCAAGUCCACUCCGGCCGAAGCCGCCACCGAAAACACCUGGAACGCCAACACCGUCACCAUGCAGCCCACUAGCCCCGCUGCCCCUUCAAGCAACCAGAACGUCAUCACUGAGCAGCCGUCCUCCCAAGAACAAAUGCAGUUGCGCGGUGGUGGUGGCGGCGGUAUCUGCUGCGGAAUGUACGUGUGA